This is a messenger RNA of Cherax quadricarinatus, 669 nucleotides long. RefSeq lists its product as uncharacterized. NCBI's taxonomy places the organism in Eukaryota, Metazoa, Arthropoda, Malacostraca, Decapoda, Parastacidae. Gene Ontology annotation, cellular component: extracellular region. The record is from RefSeq and is a predicted model, not a curated record. Gene Ontology annotation, molecular function: chitin binding.
AUGGACAACAUUUUCAUCUGCUUCCUCGUACAUUUAAAAUGUUUGUUAUGUGUAGUUGCAGUAGUGAGCGCCAACAGGCUCCCUAGUGACGCACCUUCCACCAACUAUGGUGUGUCCCCUACCAACGGCGGAUACUCCUACGGAGAUCAACAAGGAUCUGCCUCCUCCUUGGACACGGCUCUGGAGACUGACCCCAGAGCUGCCCUGACCGCCAGCAUCCCCGGGGGCGGUACCCCAGGCCAGGACUACCCUAUCCUAGCUUCUGUCCCCAACACUGGCUUCUCCUGCGAUGCUCAGGAGUUUCCGGGUUACUUCGCUGACAUCGCUGAGGAGGCUGGCUGUCAGGUCUUCCACAUCUGUCAGUUCGACGGCCGCCAUGACUCCUUCCUGUGUCCCAACGGCACUGUCUUCAACCAGCAGUACUUCGUGUGUGACUGGUGGUUCAACGUAGACUGCGCCACCUCUGAGCAGUUCUUCCAUCUGAACGCUCAAAUUGGCAAGAAUCCAGAGGACAGCACAGCCGAGGCCUCUGUCCAGUCCCUGUCUACGGCCUAUGGCGCCCCAGCCGCCGCGUCUGAUACCUUACUCUCAUCGGCUUAUGGCCCCCAGGAAGCCCAGGCGUCAGCUCAAGCCCCUAGCACACUUUACAACACUCCUGCUAGGCUCUGA